CAAGUGCCGGAGCAGCAGCAGCAGUCGCUGGGGCUGGGGCUGUGCCUGGGGCUGGCGAGGAACAGCGACGCAUCUGGGUGGGAAAUUUGGAUUCGCGGAUCACCGAUCACUCUGCCUUUGCCAAUUAUCGGUUUCAACUUCUCAAACUAAUGCAAAAAUGCGGUCCCAUCGAAAAGUUCGACAUGCUCUUCCACAAGGGCGGCCCCAUGGUUGGCCAGUCCCGCGGCUAUGCCUUUGUCACAUUCGCCCAGAAUGAGGGAGCCACCAAUGCGCUGCUCAGGCUGGAUGGCACAAGCGUGGGCAGCCGCUCGAUAGCCGUCCGCCUGGCCAAGAACAUCAAAUAUGAUGAUCUGCAAAAGCCGAAGCCGCGGAUUGAGAUUCCCGCUCUGGGGACGGGCAAGCGCGAGGAGAAAAUCAGCAAAUCCGAGGCCAUACGCGCCAUCGAGGCCAAGCUGAAACACCUGGAUCGCCAGACGGACGACAAUCUCGAGCUGAAUCCGAGGGACGGCAUCAACGCGAACGUGCCCUUCAUCCAGCGCUAUCAGUUCAACAAGGACCGGGACAAUACUCAGCGCUACGGCAAGUCCUCGGCUCCCUACCAUCGACAGCAGCGUCCGAAGCGACGCUGAGGCCACCGCGAGCAACUUAGUUUACAAGAAAUGUUUAGUACUUAGGGCGCUACCUCAGCAGCAGACAGCCUGACAACCACACCAUUUACUUUACAAUUAAUUUAUUUAAGAGAUAAAGACACACCCAGCAUAAAA
Messenger RNA from Drosophila subobscura, 764 nucleotides. Its product is annotated as probable RNA-binding protein 18. The transcript has 4 exons. Gene Ontology annotation, molecular function: RNA binding. Bases 150 to 629 code for a protein of 159 amino acids. The record is from RefSeq and is a predicted model, not a curated record. NCBI's taxonomy places the organism in Eukaryota, Metazoa, Arthropoda, Insecta, Diptera, Drosophilidae.